Salvelinus fontinalis (brook trout) is the source of this 8507-nucleotide messenger RNA. It is a transcript of the gene prkg1b, whose product is annotated as protein kinase cGMP-dependent 1b. The record is from RefSeq and is a predicted model, not a curated record. Bases 6865 to 8019 code for a protein of 384 amino acids. Gene Ontology annotation, biological process: protein phosphorylation. Lineage: Eukaryota; Metazoa; Chordata; Actinopteri; Salmoniformes; Salmonidae. Gene Ontology annotation, molecular function: cGMP-dependent protein kinase activity; ATP binding. The transcript has 8 exons.
AAUUUGGCUAAAUCUGUUAUGUGGGUGUCCUGUAGAUCCUAGUGUAUUGUAUCACAUGCCUUAUUCCUCUGCCAUCUUCUGCAUAACAUAGCAACAGGAUUCAUUAUGAAUGUACAAUUCAUUUGUAUUGUAGGCUAAAGCACUCUCUGUAUUGCCUUUCUACUGUCAUUUGAAAAUGUUGCAAGUGCCCCCUCUAAUGGUUAGUGAUCCUUAUUACAGGAAAUGCUUCAUUGCUGUCUAAGCCUGUUCACAGUCACACAUGGACAUCUCUUAAAUUGAGAUAUAUUUUCAUUGACAAUGAAACAGGCCAUAGACUAGUAACUAAGGAGAUAUAUCAAUGUGCUUACCCCUCAAUAUCCUUUUGUGAUUCCUCUUAUCACUAGCAACUGUUGUUGUCAUGGUAUAGUAACAACAGUCACUUUUACUGUUGUGUGCAUCUUGAUGCAUAAUGUAUUUACUAUAGAGACAGACCGGCCUCUCAUGCCUUCAUCAGUCCUCUUGCAUAUCAAUGGGCUGGAGUAUAGAGAGCACGUAAUUCACGGUUCGGUUGGGUCAAUGAAAUAUACAGAACUCACAAUAAGGUGUGUGCGUUGACCUUGCGGUUUCCACUUGUGUAUGAUUGACUUUUCAAGGAUAGAGACCAGACUCUAUUUGUGUCCAUGGGGUCUAAUGACGUUCAUUAGUUACUAAGAGAACUGUAGGCCUAGUUGUUAAAAUGGGCUUUGUGUUGUUUCUGGGAAAACAAACUCUAUUUUAGGUUGUCUGAUUUAUGAGGAGCACACAAAAACGUCAAAAAUAAAGCCUUAUCUGAAGGAAACAACAGGAGAGGAAAUCUUUAAUUUCCUCGUUUUGGGGUCUGGAGUUUGCAGUCGUGGUAGCAAGCGCUUCCCAUGUUAAGUAAGCGCAGUUCUCAAUUAUGUAUUAUGUUGUCUUGGUAACAUUGACAUCUACAGUAGAAACAUUAAUAUGCCAACAAACUGAUGUCAAGCUGCUAGUUGACAGAUGUUCCUUGUAGAGUAAUACACUCGCUACUACUUCAGCUCCAGCAAUCCCAUCAGUCAGCCUGCAGAUCAGGAUCCUAAUCCUACAGCUGGCCCUAUGUCCCUGGCCUUCUCUCUCUCUCUCUCUCUCUCUCGGACUCGGACCUUAGCCAGAAGGGCUUACUCUAUGCAAAGGGAAGACUGCAUCCCCAACCGUGGGGACACAAUGUGCCCAGAGGCUGAAACUGAACAGUAUCUUACACCCCAAGGGUCUCUCACACCAAAGGUUGCACCACAAGGGGGACUGGGAGGGCUGUAGGACUUGGGUUCAGGCUAGUAUCCCCUACCCCACUACCUGCCUCCUCCGUGCCCCUAGGGUUCCCUAUGUUCCCUGGCUGUAGGCUACUGUGCCUUCUCCCUGGACUCCUUUCUUAUUUUUCUGCCUACCUUGGCGAAGCAGGGCCUAUGUUUCUAAACGUUAGAGGGCAGGAGAACUCCUGGGCAGCUGUUUCUAGGUCCCUGUAAACACAUGUUUUCUUCUGUGGACAGUCGGGGGUAGAGGGGUAGUAGGGGGUAUAAACAGCCUCUAUGUGGCAACACACUCUUAGAAAAAAAGGUUACAUCUAGAACCUUAAAGGUUUGGCUAUCCCUGUAGGAGAACCAUCUGAAGAAUCCUUUUUGGUUGCAGGUAGAACCCUUUUGGGUUUUACAUGGACCCCAAAAGAGUUAUACAUGGAACCAAAAAGGGUUAUCCAAUGGGGACAGCCGAAGAACCCUUUUGGAACCAUUUUUUCAAAAUCCGAUGUCACACAAAGCAAUCUGGAUGCAAUUGAUGUUGCUUGAAACAAAGUUGCAUCUGGGUUGCUCCGCGUGUCACCCUAACAUAAUUGCCUGCAACCUAGUUGUAUUGGACCGCAAGAGAUACAAAUCUAUCCUAUUUCCUGCAACUGACUGAAUGCAAUGUCCAAUCAAUGAGCAGAAAAAAGUUGACAUGACUCGUCAUAUCAUUCUGUUGUCAUGUCAACACAGCUGUCAGUGCUGAUAAAAACUGCGACAGACGAGACAUGGGAAAUGUAUCAACAAUUCUAUACGUCAUUUCUAGUCAUGGUUUAUGUACAUGGUCUGGCAGUCAAUAAAUUGCAUUUUAUAAGUGAACCCAAACCUUUCCCUGUACAGUUUCAACUGAAAUUGUCCAACAUGAACUGCACUAGCUAGCUAGCUUAUUUCGUUGCUAGCAUGGGAAACAAACGCUAGCCAGCUAGCUUGAAAAAAAAAAAAAGAAAGGCAAAUAGACAACGUUUUGGCUAGUUAGAUAUAUUGUACAUCCAGUAUUUUUUCAAUAUCAAUGCUGUUACAAUUACCAACCGGUUUGAUAAACAAAUUAUUUAUAAAACCAUGAUGUGAUGUAUGACAGGAUUGGAUGUUGCAUGCAAUUUCAAUUGUGUUUGAAUUGCUUCAUGUAUCAGAAAAUUUGCGUGAGAUGAUGUCAUUUUCAAUUUGCAUUUGUAACAGAAAUGUAGUCCAAAUUGCUUCAUGUGACACAGUCUUAAGAGUGCAGGGCAGCCAGGCCAGAAGCUUUGAUCUUGUGGUUUCUACUUGUGUGUGAUUGACUUCUUAAACUCCUUUCAGUCUCCCUGUUUUGUUGUGGAGAUUAAACUUUUCAUUGUGUUUUCUUAUUUUAUAAUCACAUUCUUUAAGAGAGUGGUACAGUUGUCUUCAAAAAGUAUCAUUUCUAAUACCUGAUCAACUCAUAAACAUUAUCUGUAAUGUUAUUGGUAAAUCAAAUGGGUUUGUGACCUGUUGACUGCUGAAAUACUAUAUUGAGAGACACUUAGGCAAGAGGAGUUUAUUUUUGUGUUUGACCUUUAGUUCUAGCCUAGGCAGUGUCUCUUUGACAGCUCAAGAAUAGUACCACUGCAUUCACAAGGUUAAUUGUGCUUUGGAACAAUGACACGAAACCAUAUAAUGUAAAUGCUGCACUUCCAAAUAAGGAAUAGGCUACUUUAUAUGGAUAUAGUGGAGUCAUGUGGUCUCUCCUUAGGCUGAAUAUUAUGUGUAGCUCAGACUUUUGCAUAAAAGUUAGCAUUUGGCCCAUUUUGGAGGAUCAACAGAAUUUAUAUUGCAAAACAAUUAGACAAAAAAUGUGCAAUGCAUUAUUUGUCCGAGAUGUUAUGUUUUAGUUACUCCUACAUUGACCGUGUUCAACCUAAAAGACAACCGUACUUGAAUGUUAUCCCUGUUCUUGUGGACAUGAGUUAUGUGAAGCGAGCUCUCCCACAGAUUACCAGUUGCCAUUACUGCCAUAUGACUGGCAGGGAACAAAGAUGAGAUUGAUGGGAGGUCAGCGCUGUAGUAAAGCAUUUAUGUUUGACUGUUAGACCUCGUGCUUAGCUCUGAGAAUGGAAUCAGGAACCAGAAGCAUCCCAAGGCCAUGACAUUUACGGCUACACGAUCACAACAGAACUGCACAGAUAUGGAGCUGUAUUUGUAGAGUAGUCAUUUAAUGGUGGCAAAGCUGCAAUAUGUAACUUUUUGGUGACCCAACCAAAUUCACGUAGAAAUAUGAGCUAUAGAUCUGUCAUUCUCAUUUGAAAGCAAGUCUAAGAAGCGGUAGAUCUGCUAUGUGGGCUAUUCCUAUGCUUCCCGUUAAGUUUCGUUUUUGCGUCUUUGACUUUCGGUUUUGUACACCAGCUUCAAACAGCUGAAAAUACAAUAUUUUUUUGGUAAGGAAAAUAUAUUUCAGUGGUUUAGAUGGUACAAUGAUUCUCUAGUCUAGACUAUUCGUGCUUUGUUUUGUCACAUAAACUGAAAUUAAAACGAUUAGAACUUUAGCAAUCAGGGAAUGGCGGAGCGAUUUCUGCAUAGUGCAGCUUUAAUAUUAGUUUAAUAGAAAAUAGGGCAAAUUAAAUUAAAGGUACAAUUACGAGUACAUGGUUCGAGUGAAAUAGUUUAAAAUCAUCAGAAGUUCCCAACAUCAAAGGAUACACGAUUGAUGAACAUGUGCCUUCUUAAAAUAUAAGAUGCAAGGUAGCCUAAAUGAAUGAAACACAAUGAGACAAGGAUAACACCAAGUUGAACUGACCUAGGCUUGAGUUGUCAGGUCUUCAGGUCAAGGGGACAUAAUCGUGUCAAAUUGCUGCAUUGUGCAUUAACACCUGGUAGCCCACUUCUAUCGGGAUAAUUUUUGGUCAUCUCUGCCCCUGUGGUGGCUGUAUUGUGAAACAGGUGGGGGGGUCAAACCCCUAUAGGUCGGUCUUAGUUGUGCAUUGACCCCUGAGGUGAGCGGCCUCAUUCAGCUCCAGGUUGGGACUUAGCAGAUAUUUUGACAGCUGCCACGGCAGCAAUAGUGCAGAUAUUGGAAGUAGUCAUGUCAGAAUGGAGGAAUGUGACUGUUUUGUCGUGAGCACGCUUUUCAGCAGCAGCUCUGGUAUUUUGAGGGGCCUGGGGCGGAGCCGAGAGAAAUUCGAUUGGAUAGUAAGGAUUUUUUUUCAACCCAAAUUUUUAUAUAAGUGUGUCUCAUAACAGGACAUUGUGUAGCUAUAGUAUUCAUUAUCCAUACGGUGCAAUGUUGUGGUUUAAAUACACAUAUUUUCUAGCCUACAAUGCCUACAAGCAUUGUAGGCUAUAUGGCGUUGUGUAUAGGCUUGUACACUUACAUAAGAAAGUCACUUGACUUAAGUCAGUAGGCUACUAAUGCCUCAUAUGGGCUGUGAAACAAAAUACAUAGGGUUUAAGUGUCUGGAACUCGAUCUGAUUUUUACAUUCACAGUCCUGCUUCAUGAGAAGGUCACUGUUAACCUAAACGUCCCAACUGCUUCUCAGAGUCACGGGCUACCCUAGGACAAACGACUGGAUUGAAGAACGACCUAGUGGAAAAUCACCACACCGCUGAGGCCUCUGACAGUCUGGUCUACUGGAGGCAUCAUUCAGCAUAGCUUCUGUCAGCAGCUCACCAAUUACAUCAUGUGACACCCCAUCCGUAAACUUUUUCCUCUUAAGGCCUCGAGAGAGUUGAUUGGUGAAAUGGACUCCACGACAAGUCAGGGGGCCACAAAUGAGGGGAUGGGGGAGAUGUGUGUUUAAGCCGUUACUAUAGAAACAGAAAACAAAUACACUAGGCUAUACACUCAACAAUUACGAAUAUGACACAUUAUAACUGUAAAAAUACCAUUUACAUGAGUUGAGCAUUUAUAUAGACAUUGACUAGAUCUUUGGUCUUGUAAAAGUUUAUAAUUAUUGUGUGGCGUUUAGUAAAGUCUUUAUACCCGCCUACACAGUCUCAGUUGAGAGUAGACCUAUAAACCCAGAACCUAUGGUUCGUCAUAAUACGUAGGGCUUCAACGGUGGGUCACCAGACUUAAGUCCGAUGAGCGAUCAGCUGAUGUGCGUUUGGUAAUGUGACUUUGGCCUCAGUCAAGGCUUACUCGAUGCGGUUCUUUGCUCCUUGACAGCACCCCAUAAUGGUCCUCUCUGAUUGGCUGGUGUCCGUUUCUACGCACUGCCAGAAAGCAUUAAGGUGACACCUAUAUCCUUGGAUAACAUGAAGUUUGUAACAGACGUGGCUAGUAGCAACUCCCCUCUCCCUGUCUUUGAGGACUCACGUCCCACCAGCAUAGUGUGAUGCAGUGGGGUAAAAAGUGUGAUAAAGAGGGUGUGCUGUGAGUUCAUACUACUAAAAUGACAUGGGCGCUUCCUGUUUUGUUCACCUCAAACUCACAUUGAAGAUGGGCGAUAAUUCUCAGCAUAUGGGACAGAUGAUGCAGACACUCAGUUACAUGUCCCAACACAGAUUCUGGGGGAUCACUCAGUAGCUCAGAUGUCUGGGAAACAACCUGAUAGCCUGGUUCACAGGAUAUUUUCAGGCCUGCUUAUCUGUCAGAUUUUCCAUACAGGAUUAUUAUAUUCACUCAUUCACCAAUUAGCUGAAUCGAAGACCAUCCUUCAUGACUGUAGUUAACAACAAAGUUGGUUCAAACUGAUCAGGGAAUCAGUCAAAUGACACUCUCCACUUCAGCUCAGCGAGGGACCAAAUCCUGCCUAUAAUGGUUCUUUAAUAUGGAGGUGUGAUCUGCAUUCCAAGUUUAUAAGUGAGGUGUAAGGCCUUGCAGAUGAUGGAGUCUCAGUUGGGCAGUAUGGCGUAGGGGUGUGAGAGCUAUGUUAACUGGGUGAACCUCAAGCAAUGUCCAAAUGCUAUUAAUACCAGUGGGAUCAGCCAGGCAGUAUUUGUAGUCACUGGUACUUGGAGCCGAGUACACUUGGCUUUUUGUUUUGACACGGACACCCACCUUAGUCGCUGUCCUGCAAUCUGGAUUCAAGGCUUUAGUCUCUCCCUACCUUGUGGUCUAAGUGGACGUAUUGUAAAGUUAAUUCAUUGACUGUCUGCAGAGUUGUUUCAGUGUUGGAUUGAUCUUCUUUGGAUUGAACUUUUAGAAGGUUACCUCUACCAGAAGUUUAUGCCUGUUUAUUUUCUAUGCUUUGUUUGCAAUACUCUGGGUGGUUUCUUCAAAGUCAGGAUUUCUACCUUGAGGGUUGUAAUUGCUGGACUCUGAACUCAACACACACAGAGGACUCUGAGAAAGCGUGUUUGGACUGCGAUUACAUGCAGACAAAAUCUGAAGAUCUGGCUAAUUCACCAAUCUUCCACACCCAGAUAACGCUAUAUUCGAAUCCUCGAAAUGUGAACUGGAAAUGGCGUCUUAACUCCACUUUCGAGAAAGAACUCUUACAGAUGCUGUGUAGAAAGUGUUGGUGAAGCAACAGAUCAAUAACUGUGUCCUGCAAGGCAUAUAACUUCCGUUCUAUUGACCAUAUUAUUGACUAUUAUCAGAGGGCUCCAAUUGAUUGAUUGCUUUUCACUACUUGGUCAGACCAAGGUGUGGACAAGAUGCGUGAGUUGAUCUUACCUAUCCCAGUGCGGAAAGAGAGGGAGCGCCAGAACAGUCUCCCGGCUCCCUCCCCGCCAUUGUCAUUACUUAUCACCUCCUACUCCAUCCAGACUUCUAAGAAGUUUCCCUUUUUCCACUUCAAAAAAUGUAGAUAUGAAGCGGAAAAUGCCUUCUUCUGCAACCUGAAGCUGUUGGACUUCAACAUAAUUGACACGUUGGGGGUCGGAGGCUUCGGACGUGUGGAGCUGGUAGGAUGUUUAAAUAAAGUGCAGCUAAAAAGCGAUGAGAUCAAAACUUUUGCGAUGAAGAUCCUGAAGAAGAGGCACAUCGUGGACACUCGGCAACAGGAGCACAUCCGCUCCGAGAAGCAGAUCAUGCAGGAGGCCCACUCAGACUUCAUUGUCAGGCUGUAUCGGACAUUCAAAGAUGCCAAGUAUCUUUACAUGUUGAUGGAGGCUUGCCUUGGGGGAGAGCUCUGGACCAUACUUAGGGACAGAGGUUCAUUUGAAGACUCGACCACGCGGUUCUACACAGCCUGUGUGGUGGAGGCCUUUGCUUACCUACAUUCCAAAGGGAUCAUCUACAGGGAUCUCAAACCCGAGAACCUCAUUCUGGAUCACAGAGGCUAUGCCAAGCUGGUGGACUUUGGCUUUGCCAAGAAGAUUGGGUUUGGGAAAAAGACGUGGACUUUCUGCGGGACCCCGGAGUACGUGGCACCUGAGAUCAUCCUGAACAAGGGGCACGACAUCUCCGCUGACUACUGGUCAUUGGGAAUCCUCAUGUACGAACUCCUGACUGGAAGCCCACCAUUCUCAGGGCCAGAUCCAAUGAAGACGUACAAUAUAAUUCUGAGAGGAAUCGACAUGAUUGAAUUUCCAAAGAAGAUUACCAAAAAUGCUGCCAAUUUGAUUAAGAAACUAUGCAGGGACAAUCCUUCGGAAAGACUUGGAAACUUGAAAAAUGGAGUCAAAGAUAUCCAAAAGCACAAAUGGUUUGAAGGCUUUAACUGGGAAGGGUUGAGGAAAGGAACCCUGACUCCUCCAAUCAUCCCUGAAGUCUCGUCUUCAACUGACACAAGCAACUUUGACAGUUUCCCAGAGGACAACGAUGACCCUCCUCCAGAUGAUAUGUCUGGCUGGGAUACAGAUUUUUAACGCCUCCCUCCAUGUGUAGUAGCCUCUCCAGUAGCUCCCUAGUCCUGCCUCAUAAUUGAAUUUCUGGGGAUGCCAUUUUAAGGGGUUGCCUGCAGAGAACAGCGAGACAGACAGUUGAUGAUGCUGUGAAUGGACAGUGACAGUGAAUGGGGCAGUCGUACCGCUUUGGGUCACCAAGAUGCCUUCACCAAUGUUGCUCCACUCUCCACCGAGGUGGCAUUGGGACUAACGUUUUAGAACGACAAAAGUCCUCUUCAGUCUCUCACCACCAUCGUCAACCAUGCCCCCCAUUGGAUCCCCUCAUGGAGAGGGUUUUGAUUUAUUUUUGUCACACAUUUGUAUAUUUAGGUUUAUGUAUUUGUUGUGGCUGUUAGCACUUACAAUACCAGUGUUUUCAGUGAUUACUUGUGAUACUGAGUGGAUUGAGACUGAGAGGGAGAGAUUCCUGCUCACUGUUGUAGCGUUUAUGGACCACAAUUCCAACGGGG